Messenger RNA from Xenopus laevis (African clawed frog), 1675 nucleotides. RefSeq names its product zinc finger protein 567-like. The transcript is spliced from 10 exons. The coding region runs from base 68 to 805 and encodes 245 amino acids. NCBI's taxonomy places the organism in Eukaryota, Metazoa, Chordata, Amphibia, Anura, Pipidae. The record is from RefSeq and is a predicted model, not a curated record.
GCAUGCCCACACGUCUGACUGUUCUUGUCAGAAUACACCAUGACAGUCAAGCGACUCACUGAGCUGCAUGUGGAAUCAUAGUAAGGGCAGAGCUUUUUUCGCUGAGGAGUUUGCCAAGUGUUGCUUUCUUUCAUACAGAGAUUUUCAGAGCCAGGACGAAGAAGAAACCAGACAGCAGCCUUCCUCAGAGGACUCCUUUGAACCAUGCAUAGACAAGAGGGAGGAACUGCCUACAAGUGUCCUUACCAAAGCUGCACAGCUGUAUACAGAGGUUCUGACGAAACACAUUAAGGAACAUCAUGAGGAGGUGCGGGAGCGACCAUGUCCACACCCUGGCUGCAACAAAGUAUUUAUGAUAGACCAGUACCUACAGAGGCAUGUCAAGCUCAUUCACACAGAGGAGAGAAACCACAUUUGUGACCAGUGUAGACAAGCUUUCAAGCAACAGAAGCACCUCUCUGUGCACCAGUCUAUACAAGAACAAGCUUCGGUGCCUACUGUCAACCGAGACACAGCUGUCGGACGUAAAGGGCAGGCUCUCCAUCUCUAUCCCUCCGGAGAUUCUACACUCUUUCCCUGGAUCCACUCAUCUUGGCUCAGCUGCACGUUACAGCCCACAGGUCUGAUUUCUUCUGGGACCACCAACCUAGGAACACUUCUCUUCUGCUCCGAAGCCGCACGUCCCUUGCGUCUCGCUUCAUCCCUGGUCUUCAGCCCCAGAGCUACAGUAUCAGCGCCACCAUCAACCCGGAGCAUCUCGUAUAAGAUCACCCCCAAAGCCCACCAGUCCACAGCCUUGGUGUAAUGCUCUCCGUUGACAACUUCUGGAGCCAUAUAGGCAGGGCUUCCUACUGCGCCACUGAUGCUGCCGUUGGGUGCAAGUCCUAAAACACGAGAGGAAAGCUCUAGUACCGGAUGUUCUGUACUUGGGCUGAGCUCUUCAGCAGGGUCAACUGGCAUUUCAAGAGAUGCUUCUCCCUCCUCGCUGGACUGCACAUUAUCUGUUGCCUCAAAGAAGCCUCUGCUCCCCACGCCCAAUGACAACAGGGAGUGUAGGUGUAGGAGAUGUUCAGCGAGGGCAAAAUAUGGUUAGAAAAUCUUUUCAACUAGAAGCUGUGGAGAAAACCUUAGCAGGACUGAGGCUCUUCAAACCCAAGAUGUCUUCCGAAAGGGGUCACCGCAGCUCUACAGAGUUUGUGAUCACGGUCGCAUCACACUGUGCAACAGGCUCCAAACCUUCAAGUCAAGAGAGCAGGUCCAAGAGUAAAGUCAUUGAUAAAGGACAAGAACAUCCAGGCGCUACGUUUCCCAGAAAGAUACAGAUGUAAUUCUCUCCAUGUACUAAUAAGGCACCAUAGGAGAUCUGUAUAGGAAUAAUCAUCACCGACUCCUCCGUUUCCUGGAAUGCAACUAGAAAUGUCCGAAUGUUGCAGUAGGUUAGCAUCUAGUAGCUGUACAGCAUUUUGGAAUGUGCUGUUGGUCUCCCAGGCACAAGAAAAUACAUGGUCAAUUACAGUAAGUGGUACAUGUAGUGCAUGCCUGACUUGCUUUUUAGUCAAUGUAUAGAGGCUGAUUGUUCAAGCUCAGGGUCAAAUCCUGUCCUGAUGUGAUAUACAAGUCCAUCGUAAUGAAGGUGCUCAGCUACGGCUCCGCUCCAGGAUUCUGCGUCUGUUUC